AUGGGAAGAGGCGUACAAGCUACUUUAGCUGCAGCAGCUAGUGCUGGUGCCAUCUACUUCAUCGAUGAGAACUACUGUUAUUGCGUGGGCCGACGGACCUUCCGUGCUGCUGAGUGUGGUGCAUUCAUAUGGUGGCAAUACAAGAGAGUUUGGAAUGCUGAUAAUGCGUCUGAAGUACACAGACGUGUGGCAGAGGAGAUCGUGGCAACUUGCAAGAGAAAUGAAGGCCUGUACGUAAAGAUAGGACAGGUCCUCUGUUCAAUGGAAGUGGCCCUACCCAGGGAGAUGCACAAACCUUUCGAGGAACUACACGACAAAGCAUUGGAAAUGGAACAGAGUGAGGUACUUCGCCUUCUACAUGAGUCCGGAGUUGAUGAUGUUAUCCGAGACUUCGAACUGGAGCCUGUCGCCAGUGCAUCGAUAGCUCAGGUUCAUAAAGCACGGCUCAAGGCUUCGCCUCAUACCAGUGUAGCUGUGAAGCUCCGUAAACCUAGCGUGACUUUCCAGGUGGCCUGGGACCUCAGAGCCUAUUGGAUCAUUCUGUGGGCGUUGGAGAAGUCCUUCGACAUUCCCAUGUUGUGGACUUACGAUUUUACGAGAGACCAAUUUCGACAGGAGAUGGACCUUCGAAACGAGGCUGCGAACUCCGAUCGAGCAAAGGCGGACUUUGAGAACUCCGAACUGAGCGAGGUUGUUUAUGUACCCGAGGUUUUCUGGGCGAGCGAAGAUGUGAUAGUGGCGGAGUGGAUCGACGAGGCGGUGAAGGUGACGGACGCGGCAGUGCUGGGCGUUGAUUUGGGGAAGACUGUGAGGAACUGCACGGAGAUGUUUGCACAUCAGAUCUUCAAUUCGGGGCAUGUUCACUGUGACCCUCAUCCAGGCAAUCUGCUGGUCCGGCGGCAUCCUAGCAGGAGGAAAGGGCUCUUUGGAAGAUAUCAUCCUCACCAAAUAGUGUUCGUCGGAGGUCUUCCUAAGGAUGUUGAUGAGCAUGACCUGUUGUCCAUGAUAGAGCCUGUACAAGGGGACGUAGUGUGUGAUGUGAAGGUGGUGAGGAAGAAUGGUAAUUCUGAUGGAGCCGCCUUCGUCGAGUUCAUCACUCCUGAGCAAGCCCAAGAGUUUAUGAAGAUGUACGGGAGCGGUCAGCAGGCGAACCUUCGUGGUCGGCCUAUCGUUCUGAGACUGGAUUGGCCGAAGCCCCAAGCAGCCCCGCCUGCUCACUCUUCGGCUAAGGGUGGUGCUCCCGAAACGAAGGAACAUGGAAGGUCUCGGUCUAUGGAUACUGUUAAAGCGACAGCGGAUAGGAGCCCUAUCGCUUCUACAUCGGCUUCACAGAGUCCUAAGAAGGACGAAAGGUCAUUGGCGUCGAUCAGCGCUGCUGUGGCGGCAGCUACUGUUGCAGCGAUGGAGAGCUCGGGCCACAUGAGUGAAGCGAACCUUGCUUCGAUCAUCGCGGCUGCGACUGCUGCUGCCGCGGCUACUGCCAAGCAACGUGUCGCUUCAGCAACAGCUAGCGAUACUACCAGAAACGAUACCAGGAUGAGUCGCUCUCAAGCUAAAAUGUCGUCGACUAUGGGGACUGCAGGAGCGUUGAGACUAGGCCGUACGGGAAACAGUGCUGAGGGUGAUAGUAUUCCUCUGGAUAGCACUGGCCGGCCUUCUCGACAAAUUCCCUGGGAUGAUGGUCGGGAUGGUAUGAACUUGAUGGGUAUGGCAGGCGAAGACGGUCCGUCACGAACCCUCUUCAUCUCGGGUUUGCCCACAAGCUUCUUCCUCGAAGAUGUGGUCGCGAUGUUCAAGCUGUUCGGCCCUAUGCGCGACGUCCAACUGGUGUCGUUCCCGCCUGGAUGUGCUGUGGUCACAUUUGACUCGGAGCAAGAUGCGGAACGAGCUCGGUUGACCUGUGAUAACUUCACCUUCGAACAAACCGGCCGAAGGCUCUCUGUGAGACCCAUGGCUGUCGACUCGCCUGACUCAUAUGAGAUGCUCAACAGAGGGUCCUCAGCGAGGCAGUAUACGCAUCGCAAGGUUCCAUCUACCACGGAUGAGACUGAGAUCGCUGGAGUGUUCUCAGAAUUUGGUCAUGUCAAUUCGGCACACAUCAUAUCUUCACGGAGCCUUGGUAUUGUGUCGUUCAACACUAUGGAGGAAGCUGUUAAUGCAAUGACCACCGUGAAUCUGCGAAUGUCCAGCGGUGACGAUCGAGUUCCCAUCCAUUGGCUCGCAUCCGGUGUGCAUGUUGAGCUGGACAGUCCGGUCCAGGACGAGUAA
Molecule: messenger RNA, 2268 nt
Organism: Perkinsus marinus ATCC 50983
Lineage: Eukaryota; Perkinsozoa; Perkinsida; Perkinsidae
Exons: 21
Coding region: 1-2268 (755 amino acids)
Molecular function (GO): RNA binding
Source: RefSeq, a predicted model, not a curated record